Meloidogyne enterolobii is the source of this 687-nucleotide messenger RNA. The record is from the annotation of a GenBank genome assembly. Lineage: Eukaryota; Metazoa; Nematoda; Chromadorea; Rhabditida; Meloidogynidae.
UGUUUUAUGUGUCAUAUGAUAGGGAAUAAUGUGGGUUAAUAAAAUAUAAAAAAUGGGGAAAUAAUUUUGUGCUUCUGAAAAGUUUUUAAUUUUUAAAAUUAAGUUUGCUGUCGAUUUUUGGAUGUAUGUUUUUUGAAUGUUUUUGAAAUAUAACUUUUGUAUAAUUUGAGCUAAAGGAUUGGUUUAUAUGUUAAAAGAUAGAGGAGAAUGUGAGCUACAAAAUAGUAAAAGAUUGAAUUAUUUGAUAAAUUUUCCGAAAAGUUGUGAAUUUUUAAAGAGAGUUAGGUUGUUCGUGAGGUGGUUGCGCGUUUAUUUAUUCCAGGGAUAUUUUUUAAAUCAAAAUUCACGAUUAAAAUGAAUUUAACUUAGAAAUAAAUUGAUAUUGGGAGAAUUUGACGAAAUAAAAUUUCAAUAUUUUUAAUCUUGGCAAAAUUAAUUUUUUUUUCUAUUUUUCCAAAUAGACGAUUCUAGUACGUUUUUGGCCACAUGAAAAUGCCUUGGCUUUUUAGCUCUAUAUUUUAGUCCAUUUUUUAUGCCGGCCGUCCACUCUCCUUUUUAAGCUUUGUUGGUGCUUAUUUUACAAAGCAUUUCCUUCAAUUAUUUCCUUAUAUUUCCCCUUUUCAAUCUUUCAAUUGUUAGUUAGUGCCUUGUGUCCAUCAUUUCCGCCGGCUGCUUUUUCUAGCUUCA